Messenger RNA from Hordeum vulgare subsp. vulgare (domesticated barley), 3232 nucleotides. Its product is annotated as pentatricopeptide repeat-containing protein At3g61520, mitochondrial-like. The coding region runs from base 104 to 1909 and encodes 601 amino acids. Gene Ontology annotation, molecular function: protein binding. The record is from RefSeq and is a predicted model, not a curated record. The transcript has a single exon. Lineage: Eukaryota; Viridiplantae; Streptophyta; Magnoliopsida; Poales; Poaceae.
UCGCCGCCAGUUGACACCUCCUUCCUUUCCCUUCUCCGCGCCCAGGCGAGCUCACCGCCCCGCCGCCUCCUCUCCUUCCGUCCCGGCGCUUCCGCCUCCAACGAUGUCCGCAGCCAGGCGUCUCGCCGCGGCGCUCCCUAGACCGCGAGCUCAACACCGCCUCUCCUCCGCCUCCGCCGCCUCCCCACCCACUCCCGCUCCCACCCCGACCGCCUCCUCCGUCCUCGACGACCUCCUCUCCACGCCCACCCCUUCCGCCUCCGCCCUCUCCCUCCUUCGCGACACGCCGUCCCUCUCCGCCGAGCUCUACUCCACCCUCGCCGCGCCCUCCCACGCCCUCACCCCCGCCUCCCUCGCGCUCCUCCUCUCCCUUCCCUCAUGCCACCGCCUACCGCCCCCAUCCGCGCCAAUCCUCGCCGCCCUCCUUUCCAAGCUCCUUGCUCGUCCUUCCUCCUCUCCCGCCAACGCAGCUCGCUUCCUCUGUGCCUCCCUGGCCGCUGGCGCCCCGCCGCCAGCAACUUCUGCCUUCAACACCCUCCUGGCCGCGCUCGCUCGCGCCCGAGACCUUCCGGGAAUGACCCAGCUCUUCUCCUCCAUGCGGGACGCCGCCGUCAGACCCGACGUCGUCACCUACGGCAUACUCGUCAAUGGCCUCUGCAAAGCUGGCCGCGUGGGGGACGCCCUCAAGGUGCUCGAUGGAAUGUCUGGUUCAGGCUCUGACGUGCGCCCGGACGUUGUCACGUUGAACACUGUCGUGGAUGGGUUGUGCAAGAGCGGGAGGGUCCAAGAGGCUGUGGCAUUUGUGGAGGAGCGGAUGAAGAAUGUGCAUGGAUGUGCACCCAACACAGUUAGUUAUAACUGCUUGGCCGAUGCAUUUUGCCGUGCGGGUAAUGUCGGCAUGGCAAGCGAGAUGGUGGAGAGGAUGGUGAGGGAGGGCGUGGCGCCAAAUGUCGUCACACUGAACACGAUUGUGGGUGGCUUGUGCCGGGUAGGGAGGAUUGGUGGUGCGCUGGACUUCUUUAGGGAGAAAAGAACUGUUUGGCCUCAAGCCAGGGGUAAUGCGGUGACGUACAGCACUCUGGUUGGGGCUUUUCUCCAUACCAACAAUGUGGGUGUGGCCAUGGAGUUGUUCCAUGAGAUGGCAGAUGAAGGACACUCACCAGAUGCAAUCUUGUAUUUCACCAUGAUAUCGGGAUUGACACAAGCAGGGCGGUUGGAGGAUGCUUGCUCCAUGGCGUCGUCGAUGAAGAAGGCGGGCUUUAAGCUGGAUGCAAAAGCAUACAAUAUUCUGAUUGGAGGAUUUUGUAGGAAGAAGAGGAUGCAUGAGGCUCAUGAGUGGCUUGGGAAGAUGAAGGAAGCUGGUUUCCGGCCAGAUGUGUACACCUACAAUACCUUGUUGUCUGGUUUGUGUAAAGCAGGAGAUUUCCUGGCUGUGGAUGAAUUACUGGGGAAGAUGAUUGAGGAUGGUUGCCGGCCUUCUGUGGUAACCUUUGGUACACUUGUACAUGGAUAUUGCAAAGCUGGUAAAGUAGAUGAGGCGAUGAGGAUUUUCCGUUCUAUGGAUGAAUCUGGUAUUCAACCCAACACAGUGAUAUACAAUACUCUGAUCGACUUUCUCUGUAAGAGCAGAAAUGCUAGUUUAGCAGUUGAACUGUUUGAUGAGAUGAGCGAGAAGCAUGUGCCUGCAAACGUAACAACCUUCAAUGCAUUGUUGAAGGGGCUUCGUGAUAAGAAUAUGCCAGAAAAGGCCUUUGAAUUGAUGGAUCAGAUGAGGGAAGAGAGGUGCACUCCUGAUUACGUGACCAUUGAUGUUCUCAUGGAAUGGCUGCCUGUUAUUGGUGAAACAAACAGACUAAAGAAUUUUAUGCAGCAAGUGGGGCGAAUGGCACCAAAAAGGACAACUACAUAAGAAUAUGCUAGUUGGCACAAUGAAAUAAUCUCUCUGAAACUAUGGAGGCACGAACUUCGCUUCAGCUUAAUCAGCAGUUACAAUACCCAGGUGGAAUUUGUGAUGGGAAGGUCAGAGCUGAUCAGAAUUGUCUGCACUCUGCAAUCAUAAACUGCAUUUCAACAACACGUUAAAUUAUAGGCCAUAAUGAAUUAUGUGCAAUCUCAGUCGUGGCUUACGGUGACAACUGGUUAUGUUUUUCAGUCAUCACUAAUCAUGACACUGUUGGUUGGGUACUCAUCAGUUCCUUUUAUGGUGUUUGUAUCCAUGAGCGCCAGUAUUGAGUAGUGCAGAAAGCAGUUAUAUCAGUGCUCAGCUGGUCAGUAGAUAUUAGUGUAACAGGCAGCAACACAUUCUUGGCAUGCAGCCGUCUACAUUAAAUGAGCUCUUAUUCUUCAUCAGAUAAUUAUUGCUGAAGAGACUUACUGAUAGAAUAUGCCUGAAAAGGCCUUUGAAUCAAUGUUCUUAUGGAAUGCCUGUCUGUCAUUGCUGAAACAGAAAGAUGGAAGGACUUUAUGCAGCAAUGGGACAAUGCGGCACCCAAGAUGAUAAUGAUAAGAAUAUGCUUAGUCGACACCAAGAGUUUUGCUUAAAGGAGGAGGCCAUGAGUUUUGCUUCAGAUUAAUCUAGAAUAGCAAUACCAAGGUGUAACUUGUGAUGGAAAGAGCUGUGUUUGCUAGAAAACCAGCUGCUGAAGCCUGGCUGUCCUAAUAUAACGCCUGCCCCUGUGAUCAGAAUUGUCUGCACCCUGCAAUCAUAAAUAGCCAGCAGUACGUUCAGUUAUAGGCCAUACUGAAUUCUGUAGGGUCUCAUUCAUCACAUAUGUGAUAUGUGACAGAUGCCCAAGUUUUUCUGUGCUAAUCAGGGCACUGACUCGGGGGCUCAUCGGUUCCUUUCUCUGGUGUUUGCCGGCACCUGCGUUACAACUGAAGAAUGCAGAGGCCGAUACCUUGCACAUUUACAAUCUAAUCACUUCAGCGCUCAACUGCUUAAAAGAUAGUAGGGGGGCAUACGGCAGUACAUGGUUUAUGCAAACAUAUAUAUCAAGUGAUCUCCUUGUUCUUCAGCAGAUAAAGGUGAUAGUUGCACUUCGGAAAGAUAAAAAAACGUGGGCGUGUAAGGGUGGAUUCUGUAAAGAAGAAAGCCUGUUAUAUUACCAUAUUUUAUUUAUUAUGAUUGAAGAGAGCGUUGAGUUCUAAUGGUAAAAGCAUGUAUGCGCAGAUUUCUUGACAAUUGUAUAAAUCUUGAUUUGAAAAUUCUAAGUGCGUACUAUGUUUGGAUUUA